ACUCUUUUUCGUGUCGGAGAUAGAAAAGUCGAAACAUGGCGGCAAUGAACGAAGAAAAGGCGAUGGAUUUAGUAACUAAAAAACGAAAGCUCCAUGAUGAAGAGGAAUCUGAUGACAAGUUCAAUAAUCUAGGCAAUAUAGAAAUAGUUGAGGUUUUGAAUGACAAUUCCCGAGAAAAAUGCUUGUUUUUGCACACCAAAAUUUCAGGAGAAGAUGCUGUUGUUUUGAUGGAAAAAACACCGUUCGACAGGAACACAAUGACCCAACUGGUUUCUGAAGAUACCACUUUGAAGGAAACACUCAAAAAUGACAUUUAUUCUACGUAUGAAGCACAACUUCCACAUCACCUAAAUGCUGUGAAAGCCACUUUGAUUUGUCCUGCAACAGAGAAGCACUUGUCAAAGUACAGACAACAAAAGACUUUUGCCAUAUGUGAAACUAAAGAAAUGUAUGAGAAUGUCACUAAGCCAUAUUUACAGGAACAGAAAUUCAGUAUACAAUGGGUGUACAAUAUAUUGGAUAAGAAGAGUGAGUCAGACAGGAUAGUUUUUGAAGAUGCAUGUCCGAAGGAUGGAUUUAUACUGUUACCAGAUAUGAAAUGGAACAGAAAGGAGUUGAGUCAACUCUAUCUGGUGGCUAUUGUGCACACCAGGGAAGUUCUGUCAUUGAGAGACCUCAAUCAUACACACCUACCUUUGCUCAACAAUAUCCUGCACAAGGGAAUGGAGGCGAUAAGAAAAGAGUUUGGAGUAAAGCCAAGUAAGCUUCGGAUGUAUGUACACUACCAACCAUCAUACCAUCAUUUUCAUGUACACUUUACACAUCUUGCACUAGAUGCACCAGGUUUCGAGGCAGACAGAGCCCAUCUUUUACAGGACAUCAUAGAAAAUAUCACAAUCAAAUCAGACUACUACCAGCAAAAAAGUAUCGUGUUCAAAGUUCGAGAAUGUGAUGGACUGUACUUGAAGUACAAGGAAACUGGAUACUUUGAUUAGAAUUUCUUUUGUAUGAAACAAUAAAUAUAACAAAAUGAAA
Pecten maximus is the source of this 1035-nucleotide messenger RNA. Its product is annotated as m7GpppX diphosphatase-like. Gene Ontology annotation, biological process: deadenylation-dependent decapping of nuclear-transcribed mRNA. Gene Ontology annotation, molecular function: RNA 7-methylguanosine cap binding; hydrolase activity. The record is from RefSeq and is a predicted model, not a curated record. The transcript is spliced from 4 exons. Gene Ontology annotation, cellular component: nucleus; P-body. Lineage: Eukaryota; Metazoa; Mollusca; Bivalvia; Pectinida; Pectinidae. The coding region runs from base 36 to 995 and encodes 319 amino acids.